AUGACUACUACAUCAAUCUCUCUAUCUGCACCACCUCUCAUACCCAUUUUCAAGCCAAAGCUUACUAAUUUUUCUCUUCGUGCUCACUAUUUGUCUACAGCAAUCACCUCAAAUCUCUCCUUACCUGUUCCUCUCCCUGAUAGAACAAGGACCAUCCAAUUUCGCAACCAGAUUUGGAGAAUCUCUGCCACCCCAGAAGAAUCCGCACCUUCAGCUACGGACCCAUUCACUAUUGGGGUAAUACAGCAUUUGCAAUUCUUUUAUCUACUUUUUGUGGGUUCUUUCUACGAUCUGCGUGUUAUCUACCAGGCCAUUACAGAUUUCUUACAGAAGAGGGAGAGCGAGAAGUUUGAGAAAGCAAAGUAUAGAAGCAGCUAG
Messenger RNA from Tripterygium wilfordii, 378 nucleotides. RefSeq lists its product as uncharacterized. The record is from RefSeq and is a predicted model, not a curated record. The transcript has 2 exons. The coding region runs from base 1 to 378 and encodes 125 amino acids. Lineage: Eukaryota; Viridiplantae; Streptophyta; Magnoliopsida; Celastrales; Celastraceae.